Rhinichthys klamathensis goyatoka is the source of this 826-nucleotide messenger RNA. It is a transcript of the gene hmx3b, whose product is annotated as H6 family homeobox 3b. Gene Ontology annotation, molecular function: RNA polymerase II transcription regulatory region sequence-specific DNA binding; DNA-binding transcription factor activity, RNA polymerase II-specific. Gene Ontology annotation, biological process: regulation of transcription by RNA polymerase II. The transcript has 2 exons. The coding region runs from base 148 to 768 and encodes 206 amino acids. The record is from RefSeq and is a predicted model, not a curated record. NCBI's taxonomy places the organism in Eukaryota, Metazoa, Chordata, Actinopteri, Cypriniformes, Leuciscidae. Gene Ontology annotation, cellular component: nucleus.
CUCGAUUUCCAUCAUUUAUCUCCAGCCCGCUCUUGAAUCGGGUCAUUUCUCCGCAUGAGUGUCAGUGCUGCGGACUGGAGGAACUUUCUUCUUCUUCUUCAUCAUCUUCUUCUUCUUCUUCAUCAUCAGUGAAUCUCAGUUUCACCGAUGGAGGAAAAAACUCAAGAAGUCAAAGAUUCUCCGUUUUCUAUCCAGAACCUGCUGAACAAACCGGACAAACCCAGAGCUCACAGUCUCUGCUUCUCCAGAGUCCCGGAGCUCAGCUUCAGGAUCGGGCCCUGGUGCUGCCCGAACACAGAUGUCAGGAGCAACUCGACGCUGAACACACACGCGGGUCCCAGAGAUGAGGAGGAGGAGGAGGAGGAGGAUGAAGGUCUCCUGGAGGAAAGUGACCCGGAUGAGCAGAAGCCUGAGGGACAGAAGAGCCUGUGCCGGAAGAAGAAGACGCGCACCGUGUUCUCCCGCGCGCAGGUGUUCCAGCUGGAGUCCACCUUCGACCGCAAGCGCUACCUGAGCAGCGGGGAGCGCGCGGGCCUGGCCGCGGGACUGCGCCUGACGGAGACGCAGGUCAAGAUCUGGUUCCAGAACCGCCGGAACAAGUGGAAGCGCCAGAUCGCGGCAGAACUGGAGGCCGCUAGCCUCGGGCACGCGCAGAGGAUCGUGCGCGUGCCCAUACUCUACCACGAGCACGCGGAGAACGCGCGGGCCGCGGGGCUAGCCUUCACGCACGCGCUUUAUUACCCGCAUUCCCUGAUCAGACCCGUGUGAGGACCGGAGAGACUCAACCUGGAACAAGUGACCAACACUAACUUACCUGUGGGAGAGA